Brienomyrus brachyistius is the source of this 1646-nucleotide messenger RNA. It is a transcript of the gene trhr2, whose product is annotated as thyrotropin releasing hormone receptor 2. The transcript is spliced from 4 exons. Gene Ontology annotation, biological process: phospholipase C-activating G protein-coupled receptor signaling pathway. Lineage: Eukaryota; Metazoa; Chordata; Actinopteri; Osteoglossiformes; Mormyridae. Bases 357 to 1640 code for a protein of 427 amino acids. Gene Ontology annotation, molecular function: thyrotropin-releasing hormone receptor activity. Gene Ontology annotation, cellular component: membrane. The record is from RefSeq and is a predicted model, not a curated record.
GCAUUUGUCCCCAGUCUAACAGUGCGCAAGAACUUCACGAUGCCAACGGCAAAACGACACCAAGCGGAUAACAACCAUUUGAGGCUUAAUUGACUUAAUGAAUGUUUGUCUUGCAACUACCGAGUAUGGGUGUCAGGAGAAGUGUAACAGUGAACUGUUCUGAGGGGGAAAGAGAGGUUCUGAGGUAAAGUAUACGUCAACGUGAGCUCAGACUUGAAGGCAGUUGCUGCAUUUCAAGUGCCGUUCAAUGAAGAGAAGACAGCUGCAGUAGGAGCCAUCCUUCAAGGAGAAGAAGAGCCAUUUAAGCAUAUAGGAGCAACUGAAAAAACAGAAACACAUCGAGACACACAGAUACCAUGAGCGAGAACUCAAGCUCGAAGAUGGACACUCCAACUAACAUUUCAUUGGUGGGGGAAUCGGUCACAGAGUCAAUAGAAUACAAAACCAUCUCAGUGUUCCUGGUCUUACUGGUCUGUGGGGUGGGCAUUGUGGGUAAUGUAAUGGUGGUCUUGGUGGUCGUGAACACACGGCACAUGCGCACACCCACCAAUUGCUACCUGGUGAGUCUGGCUGUAGCUGACCUCACCGUGCUGGUAGCCGCUGGCCUGCCCAACAUCUCCGACAGCCUGGUGGGAUACUGGAUUUACGGCCAUGCUGGUUGCCUGGGGAUCACCUACUUCCAGUACCUGGGAAUCAACGUGUCUUCCUGCUCCAUCACUGCCUUCACGGUGGAGAGGUACAUCGCGAUCUGCCACCCGAUGAAGGCGCAGACGGUUUGCACCGUGUCCAGAGCGAAGCGGAUCAUCGCCGGGGUCUGGGCAUUCCCAUGCAUCUACUGCAUGCUCUGGUUCUUCCUGGUGGACAUCCAGGAGAACCGGGACAGGCAUGUGCAGUGUGGCUACCGCGUGUCCCGCGAGCUCUACCUGCCUAUCUACCUCAUCGACUUUGCCAUCUUCUACGUGCUGCCCCUGCUGCUCGCCAUCGCCCUCUACGGGCUCAUCGCCCGCAUCCUCUUCCUCAGUCCACUGCCACACCAUGCUGACACCACCGGCACCACGGUGCGUGGGACCUGCAAGGACACGGCGGAGGGCGGGAAGAAGAGCAGUCGCCCGGGACGCCCAAAAAGCUCCUCCUCUUCCAGGAAACAGGUGACAAAGAUGCUUGCUGUGGUGGUCAUACUCUUUGCUCUGCUGUGGAUGCCCUACCGCACUCUGGUGCUCGUCAACUCCUUCGUGGCCACGCCCUACUUGGACGCUUGGUUCCUACUCUUCUGCAGGAUCUGCAUCUACGCCAACAGCGCCAUCAACCCUGUGGUCUACAACCUCAUGUCCCAGAAGUUCCGCUCAGCCUUCCGCGGACUCUACCGCUGCCAGGAGCAGGAGGCGCAGCGCCGCACGCUCUCCGUGGUCAACAGCACGGUGCGGGACUCGGCAGACCCAACGCUGGUGGCCGACGUGAAGGACAAGAAGCCGUGUGGGGCGGCCAAAGAGAAUGGCAGGAAGGCAGACAUGCAGGACCAGGAAGUGCCCUUCAAGUGCAAAGGUGACAUGGGGAACGAUGCCCUCACAAGGGAGGUCAAAGCAACACUACAAUUCACGACGGUUCGCAAGCAGGAAGAAAUUGGCCAAAGUGUUGUCUAAAUAAAC